Molecule: messenger RNA, 441 nt
Organism: Parnassius mnemosyne (clouded apollo)
Lineage: Eukaryota; Metazoa; Arthropoda; Insecta; Lepidoptera; Papilionidae
Source: the annotation of a GenBank genome assembly
AUGAGUGUUGUGAGGACGUGUAUGUAUUUUCUUGUUUUAUCAAUGAGUUUUCAUUCGGCAGUAGGCAAGCCUUUAUUCGGCACAUGGUUUUGGUGUGAGUUCUUCUGUGAUGACGACGACGAUGUGAGCACAACAAGCACUAGUACGGAAGACUAUUUUGAUGACUUAUUCGGGUCGUGUGAUGACUGCCCAACGAGUCGAACUUCAACACGACGACCUUCAACAGACAGACCGAACCCCAAUAUGGCUCCUAUUAGCUUCAUGAUUCCUCCUAUGACUGGCAUGGGUGUUACUGUGUCAAAUAGAAACGGCACAUGGCUCAUGAAUCUUUCACCUUGGAGUUCGCCUUCUACCACGGCAACACCAGCAGCCGCUGCCACCACCGCCGCUGCAACCACAGCGGGAACUGGUGGUACCACCGUUGCUACGACUACCGCUUAG